This is a messenger RNA of Osmia bicornis bicornis, 4848 nucleotides long. Its product is annotated as RNA helicase aquarius. The coding region runs from base 361 to 4698 and encodes 1445 amino acids. The record is from RefSeq and is a predicted model, not a curated record. Gene Ontology annotation, cellular component: catalytic step 2 spliceosome. Gene Ontology annotation, biological process: mRNA splicing, via spliceosome. Gene Ontology annotation, molecular function: helicase activity; mRNA binding. NCBI's taxonomy places the organism in Eukaryota, Metazoa, Arthropoda, Insecta, Hymenoptera, Megachilidae. The transcript is spliced from 18 exons.
AUUUUCUUUGGAGUAUUACAAUACUUUUUUACAUAUAAAGUAUGUAUGUUAAACGCAUAUUCAAGUGGACUAUAAACAUAUGCUACAGACACCUCAUUUAUGAAUAUUGUUAAGCAGAAAGAAGUAGGAAGAUGUACGAAGAAUAUAUAGGAAAAUUUACCUUGUCCAAUGAACAGCUGUGAGACGAUACGCCACAAAAUAUAAAAGCUCUGUGUAAAAACAUGCGUGAUUGAUAGUAAUGAACGUAAUUAAUUUUAAAGUAGUCUAUAGUUCAGUGAACGUAACGUUGAAUUUCUUAACCUUAAUGUUUUACGUCGCGGUGGAAUUUGUGUAAACAUUCAGUAAUUAAUAAAAGUUACCAUGGAAAAUCAAAACGGCGCAACGGUUAAAAGCAAUAAUCCCGCUCCGACAGUGGAGCAGAUUAAUGCUGAUAGGAUAACUCAGCUUGCAAAUAAAUACUGGGCACCGCACACUAUGGAUUCGCAUCUUCCGUUUAAUCCUCAAAUAGUAGAAGAUAUUUACGUCCAAGAAAUAUGCGCUUCUAAAUUUUCCAUUCGAAGAAUCAUGAUGUUAGAAUUCAGUCAGUGUUUAGAAAAUUUUCUAUGGCCAAACUAUGAUGCAAAAACCGCAACCCGUGCUCAUACCAUGUCUAUUGUUGUCAUGGUCAACGAGAAGUUCAGAGAACGAGUGCAAGUCUGGGAAGCGUUCGAAAAGAAUCCAAAACACUUUCCUGGAUUUUUUCAGAAAGUUUUGGAAGCAUGCCUCGAAGAAAGUAUAAUGGAUUUUGAUUUAAAAGAACAGACAGCUCUGAUUGUUUUUCUAAACCAUUGUUUCAAUUCUAUGGAGGUGUCGUUAGUUCGGGAACAAGUAAAAAGAUUAGUGUCUUUAUCUAUGUGGAUUUCGCUGCAACAAGGUCGUAGAGAAUUGGAAUUUAAAAAGUAUCCAAAAUGGAGAAAAUACUGGAAAGUAAUUAGAAAGAAGGACAGUCCUGAAUGCAAAGAAAGAUUAGAAUGGGAUCGCAAAUUCUUACAUAGACUGAUGAUUAAAUUUAUGACAAUAUUAGAAACAAUUCCAAAAGAAGGAUCACUUUUAUCGGAUAAAGUGAGAUAUUGUGAGAGGUUCCUUGAAUUAGUGAUAGAUUUAGAAGCUUUACUACCAACUAGACGUUUCUUUAAUACCGUUAUGGAUGAUUGUCAUCUGGUAGUACGAUGUCAAUUGUCCAAUUUAUUACAUCGACCUGAAGGUGGACUGUUCGGUCAGUUACUGGAGAUGCUGAAAUUUUAUGCCAGAUUCGAGAUCAACGAGGAGAGCGGAGAUCCUCUUACGGAUCACGAUAUGACACAGUUACAUUACACCAAAAUCACUUCUCUUCAGAAAGCAGUAUUCGCCAAGUUCCCAGACUUGAGGAGUUUCGCAUUGGCGAACGUGGCGAGCGUCGACACGAGGGAGGCUCUUUACAAACAUUUCGUUUUACUCACUCAGGGCAAAUUGAGAUCCAUCGCCAGUUACCUCAGCCUGGUACCAUCAGAAGAACGAGAAAAAGAAGAGAAUUGGUAUCGUUACGAUGUAGAGUUUCUUCAAGAAUUAUUAAUUUCACGGCACGAGCGUAGAGCGUCGCAAUUGGAGGAGCUGAAUGAAAUGCCGCUUUAUCCAACGGAGGAAAUUAUUUGGAACGAAAGCAUUGUACCCACCGAAUAUUUUUCUGGCGAAGGAUGUUUAGCUUUGCCGAAGUUGAAUUUACAGUUUCUCACUUUGCACGAUUAUUUAUUGAGGAACUUUAAUCUUUUUCGACUCGAAUCUACUUAUGAAAUACGUCAGGAUAUUGAAGAUGCAGUGAGCAGAUUAAGUCCUUGGCGUGCCGAAGACGGUGGUGUUUAUUUUGGUGGUUGGGCAAGAAUGGCCCAGCCGAUCACUCAGUUCGCCGUAGUUGAAGUAGCUAAACCUAAUAUCGGCGAGAAGAGGCCAUCCAGGGUUCGUGCUGAUGUCACCAUAAAUUUAAGUGUUCGUAAAGAAAUUAAAUCCGAGUGGGAGAAUCUUCGCAAACACGACGUCUGUUUUUUAAUUACAGUCAAACCUCAGAAUCCAAUCGGCACAAAAUACAGUCACAAAUUACCUUUCGUUCCACAAGUUGGAUUAACAACAGUUAGAGGAUGCGAAGUUGAAGGAAUGCUGGAUUCAAAUGGUAGAGUAAUCGAGGAUGGCCCUGAACCACGUCCCAUUUUACCCGGUGAUACCCGAACAUACAGAGUAUGGUUAGAUUCCAAUCAGUAUAGAAUUGACAUGGACAAUGCUAGUCACGGUGGCGAAGACGUAUACGAGAGCUUUAACAUUAUAAUGAGACGUAAGCCAAAAGAGAAUAACUUCAAAGCAGUUCUGGAAACGAUAAGGGAACUUAUGAACACGGAGUGCGUUGUUCCCGAUUGGCUCCAUGAUAUAAUUCUUGGAUACGGUGAUCCUGGAGCAGCCCGUUAUGCAAGAAUGCCAAAUGAAAUAGCGACGAUGGAUUUCAACGACACGUUCCUAGAUAUAAAUCAUUUAAGAGCUAGUUUCCCUCAGUAUGAAAUUAAAGUUUCUACCGAUGAUGAAUCAAAAUUGGUACGACCGUUUCGUUUAAAGUUUGAAGAUGUAAUUACUAAACAGAAUAAUGAACCAAUUAGAAAAGUGAUCAGGGUGGAGCCUCAUGUACCGCCUAGCCGAGGUCCUUACAAAGCUAACGAGCCUAAAAAGAAUCAGAUUCCUUUCACACCAACACAAGUUGAAGCCAUUCGUGCUGGUAUGCAACCAGGAUUAACUCUCGUUGUUGGUCCACCUGGUACAGGAAAAACUGAUGUUGCUGUUCAAAUCAUUUCAAAUCUUUAUCAUAAUUUUCCGAAUCAAAGAACGCUGAUCGUCACCCACUCGAAUCAGGCUCUUAAUCAGCUGUUUGAAAAAAUUAUGGCGCUUGAUAUCGAUGAAAGACAUUUGCUACGUCUUGGUCACGGAGAAGAAGCAUUAGAAACUGAAAAGGACUUCAGCAGAUACGGUAGAGUUAACUAUGUUUUAGCUAAGCGUUUGGAUCUCUUAAUGGAAGUUCAAAGAUUGCAGGAAUCUUUAAAUGUAAAAGGUGAUGUUGCGUACACGUGUGAAACAGCAGGACACUUUUUUAUGUAUCAAAUAUUAGCAAGGUGGGAACGUUUCGAAGCAAGGAUUAAACAGAGACAAGGAAACAAUCCACCUCCUGCUUACAUUAUCGACGAAGAAUUUCCAUUUCACAAAUUUUUCGACAACGCGCCAAAGCCAUUAUUUAAACGCAAUACGUUUGAAGAAGAUCUUGAAAUAGCACGUAGCUGUUUCCGAUACGUAGAACGGAUUUUUGCUCAAUUAGAAGAAUUUAGAGCCUUUGAAUUGUUAAGGUCUGGUUUAGAUAGAUCAAAAUACUUGUUGGUUAAAGAAGCUAAAGUUAUCGCCAUGACGUGUACUCAUGCCGCUCUUAAAAGACGCGAACUCGUUGAUAUGGGUUUUAAAUAUGAUAAUAUUCUUAUGGAAGAAUCAGCACAAAUUUUAGAAAUAGAAACUUUCAUACCGUUGUUAUUACAAAAUCCUCAAGAUGGAUAUAAUAGACUGAAACGUUGGAUAAUGAUAGGAGAUCAUCAUCAGCUGCCGCCGGUGAUUAAAAACAUGGCCUUUCAAAAAUAUUCGAACAUGGAACAAUCCCUUUUCGCAAGAUUCGUUCGAUUGGGUGUACCGACGGUUGAUCUCGAUGGUCAAGGUCGUGCAAGACCUAGUAUCUGUAAUCUCUAUAAUUGGAGAUACAAGAAAUUGGGGAAUCUUUCACACGUGGAAAAUAGUUCGGAAUAUCUAGUAGCAAAUGCUGGAUUUCUCUAUGACUUUCAACUUAUCAACGUGGAAGAUUUCAAUGGAGUCGGAGAAAGCGAGCCCAGUGCUUAUUUCUAUCAAAAUCUUGCCGAAGCUGAAUAUUGCGUAGCUGUGUUUAUGUACAUGCGUCUCCUUGGUUAUCCAGCUGACAAGAUUAGUAUAUUGACUACAUAUAAUGGACAAAAACAUUUAAUAAGAGACGUAAUAAAUAUUAGAUGUGCUAGUAAUCCUUUAAUAGGUCGACCGAAUAAAGUAACGACGGUUGAUAAAUACCAGGGUCAACAAAAUGAUUACAUAUUGUUAUCACUUGUAAAAACUCGUGCAGUAGGUCAUCUGAGGGAUGCACGUCGUUUGGUGGUUGCUAUGUCAAGAGCACGUCUUGGCCUUUACGUCUUUGCUAGAGUAUCCCUUUUCAAAAACUGUUUUGAAUUAACACCUGCCUUUGCUCAAUUAAUGCAACGACCAUUAAAGCUACAACUUCUUCCGGAAGAGCAUUAUCCUACUGAAAGGCUUAACGAUGAAAUUCCAUCUACUCCACCAAUGGAAAUUGAAGAUAUGCCCCAUAUGGCUAAGUUUGUCUAUGAUUAUUAUAUAGAAAAAGUUAGCGGUAUGAAAGAAUCACAGAAAGUAUGGCAGAAACCAGGUACAGUACAACAACCCAGUAGUCCUAAUCACAAAGUACCUGCUCAUCCGGGAGCCGAUGACGAUACAGAUGACGAAGAAUUUAAUCAAAUGGACGAUCAACAGUCGACUGUUAAAGAAGAAAAUGUAGAAUCAAAAUUCGAACUAAUCAAGAAUUUAGUCGAAGAUCCAGCAUCGGAAAGUGAAGACAAUGAUCGUUGAAAAUAAGUAUGAAUAGUAAUAAGCAAAUAUUUUUUACUGAAAAUACAAUCCUUUCAUUAUAUUUAUUGUACAGUGACAUAUAGAAUUAAAAGAUAAUUUGUAUCCUGUAUAUGUAUUAAAAAUAAUAUUACAUUAUGAUUUAUAACAUCA